AGGAACUAGUUUCCACUUUAUCACACCGGCUGAGGAAGAUGAUGAGGAUGAGGAUGAAGGUGAUGAUCUGUGUGGAAGCGCGUGUCCUCUCUCGUGCCCUCUGCACGUCUUCAUGGACUUCAGUCCCAGUUGGUGUUGAAUCAGAAAUCAGGACGAGCUCACAUCUGAAAAAAAAAGAAAGAAGCGUGAAAGAUCAACAUUAGUAGUGACGCGUUUAAUUUCUGCGUGGAUUUGGAUUAAUUGAUACUCAUCAUUAGGAUUGCUGGCAGCUGCUGUUGAGAGUGCAGUGUUUGAUUCGUGUGUUUAGUUCUUAGAUGAUUUACCAAGAUGGAAGUGAAGGUUAGAGGAAGAGGAGGAAAGAGAGGGAGCCAGUAAUCUGUGCGUAAAAUGGAAAUAAUGCGCAAAGUGUUUGGCAUUUCAUUGCGAUGUUGUUCUUUCUUGUCUUUUCUUUUUGCACUGUGUGUGUGUGUGUGUGUGUGUGUGUGUGUGUGUGUGUGUGUGUGUGUGUGUGUGUGUGUGAGAGAGAGAAAGAGGGAGAGUUUGUGCACGCGUGCUUGUUUAUAACGGAGGGGGGGAAGUCCGUCUGCUUUAUUGGACUGUAUUUGCAUGAAACGAAGUUAUUAUACAAACAGUUGUUCUAUAUGUUGUUUUUUAGUGUAUAUGUGUUUCUAUGAGUCGCAGCCUCUCUCUGAGUGCGUGCGUGAGCGUGCGUAAAGACCGACAGGCUCGAGCGCUUCAUUUCGAUUCACCGGGGACCCCUGCGCGCAACAAGAGCCCCCCCAUGGGUGCAAUAGUGCAAGCGCAGACGGCGGUGAUUGGCCAGAGGUUGAUCAGAUGGUACACUUCCCCUCUGUGUUCAGUGGCACCUCACAACCCCCCCUUUCAGCAAAAACCAAAUCUCGGAUAAAGUAAUGGCAAAACCACUUGGACUAUAAAAGACAACAAAUCAUAUUCCUCCGGAGUAUAUACACCCCGUUGUCCACCCAAUGAGUUCCUAUUUUGUUAACUCUACUUUUCCCGUGUCUCUGCCGGGAGGACAGGACUCUCUCCUGGGUCAGAUACCGUUAUAUUCCUCGGGAUACACCGAUCCGUUAAGACACUACUCCAACGCGGCCACAUAUGGAGCAGCCAACAUGCAGGAGAAGGUUUACCCGGCGUCCUACUACCAGCAGACGGGCGCAGCGGCCGCGGCCAUCUACGGAAGGGCCGGCGGCGGAGCGCCCUGCGACUACAACCCGGUCGGGACUUUCUACAAGGACGCGGAGGGCUCGUGCGCUUUCUCGAGCCGCGACGACCAGCCGCUGUUUGUCAGUCAGGAGCAGCGCAAAGCGGAGUGCCCGGAGCAGGCUGUCAGUAUGAGCAGCAGCAUCGACGACAAGUCCUCCACUCUGAUCUACCCGUGGAUGCAGAGGAUGAACGCCUGCUCCGCCGACACACCACUACAGAUUUCGAGUGCACUCUCAGGUCCAUUUGGAAACAGUGGCCGCAGGGGCCGACAGACCUACACCCGCUACCAGACUCUGGAGCUGGAGAAGGAGUUCCACUUUAACCGCUACCUGACCAGGAGGCGCCGGAUAGAGAUCUCCCACGCACUGUGUCUGACGGAGAGACAGAUCAAAAUCUGGUUUCAGAACCGCAGGAUGAAGUGGAAAAAGGAGAACAAACUCCUCAAUCCGUCAAAGACACCCGAGGAGGAGGAGCAGGCGGACAAGAAGAGCUAAAAGGACACUGAAUAAAAAGGCAUGUGUGUGUGUGUGUGUGUGUGUGUGUGUGUGUGUGUGUGUGUGUUUGUUUGUUUGUGCGCACACUCCCAACAUAAAAUGAUGUAUUAUUUCUUUGUAGAUAAAGUGCUGCAAAUCCCAAGUUAGAGAUGUGAGCGAUAGUAUCUGCACGGUGAUGAUGUCUGCAUUAGAGGUUAAAAUCAGGUCCUCCUCUGUUCGUCCUUGUGCUCGUGUUUUUAUUUAGGGGACUAUGCAAAAAUCCGCCAAAAUGUAUAUACUUUUUAGUGUUUAGUUUUUGACAAUGUUGUUACCUCAUUAUCGUAGGCCUACUGAGUUUUGUUAUUGUUAUUUUUAUGACAUUAAAAGAGGCUUUUUGUCCUUUACUGAACAUCCUGUGGUGUUAGUCGUUCUAUAAUAGUCCUUUUAGGCUUGUUGUGCCAUCGACUCUUCAAUCUGUACAGAUCAGAAAUGUUACAUGUUAUUUAUUGUUGUUCACCUUGUGUUCAAUGCACCUCUGGAUAUUGUGUGCAAUAUUUUGUUUAGGAAAUUGUACAUAGAAAUAAAGGCUUUUUGAUGUA
Messenger RNA from Sander lucioperca (pikeperch), 2299 nucleotides. RefSeq names its product homeobox B6b (gene hoxb6b). Gene Ontology annotation, molecular function: DNA-binding transcription factor activity, RNA polymerase II-specific; RNA polymerase II cis-regulatory region sequence-specific DNA binding. Gene Ontology annotation, biological process: regulation of transcription by RNA polymerase II; anterior/posterior pattern specification. NCBI's taxonomy places the organism in Eukaryota, Metazoa, Chordata, Actinopteri, Perciformes, Percidae. Bases 987 to 1721 code for a protein of 244 amino acids. The transcript has 3 exons. The record is from RefSeq and is a predicted model, not a curated record. Gene Ontology annotation, cellular component: nucleus.